UGAGCACUCAUGUGCAUGGAAGGCGUCGAUCGAUACAUAUGUAUGUACUUAGGUACAUAGAUACGCCGGUACUAGGUACCUGGUACUUCAACUUGAGUCUUCAAGUUAGUAGUCAUCAAUCGCCCCACCUAAACGAUCCGGUCGCAACUUGCAAGUUCCAGAUGUCUUAUUUCUGUCACUCUGCCCCUCAGAGGCUCAGCCCCUCCAAGGAGAAAGUACGUACAUUCUAAAAACCACCCCACCAAAAUUUAGUCUGCGCAACUUGAACAGUCAAAUUACGAGGUGUCUACUGAGAAACACAGCAAUUAGAUACUUUUCUCUUUGACAGAACUCAUACACAUAUCAAACUUUGUAAAGGCGACCCCUUAUAUCUAUCACCAUGCUCGACGUUCAAGAUUUCAUCACCGAGAGGGGUGGCAACCCUGAAAAGAUCCGCGAGUCUCAACGCCGCAGAUAUGCCAAGGUCGAGGUCGUCGACGAGGUCAUUGAGAUGUGGGAGGACCACCGCCGCACCCAAUACGCCGCGACUCAGAUGAACACUAAGAUAAACGACGUGAACAAGCAGAUCGGUGCUAAGAAAAAGGCUAAGGAGAACGCCGACGAGUUACUCCAACAAAAAGCCGACCUCGAAAAGGAGAAGAAGGCUCUUCUCGACUCAGCAGUUCAGAAAGACAUUGCGCUCAAGGCUAAAAUCAAUACUAUUGGUAACAUCGUUCACGACUCAGUCCCCAUCAGCGAUAACGAAGACAAUAAUGCAAUCCUGCGAACGUGGGCCCCAGAAGGUGUCAAGGUAGAGAAGAAGGAAGUGCUUUCACAUCACGAGGUUCUCUUGCGACUAGAUGGCUACGAUCCUGAUCGUGGAGUCAAGGUCGUUGGUCACAGAGGUUACUUCCUACGACAAUGGGGCGUCUUCCUCAACCAGGCUCUCAUCAACUACGGUUUAGAAUACCUCUCCAGCAAGGGCUUCACCCCGUUACAAACACCCCAGUUCAUGCUCAAGGACUACAUGGCCAAGACUGCCCAACUAGAACAGUUUGACGAGGAACUUUACAAGGUGGUUGACGGCGACGCGCAGAACGACAAGUACCUUAUCGCCACUUCCGAACAGCCCAUCUCUGCUUUCCACGCCGACGAGUGGAUUGUUGCCAAGGACCUGCCUAUCAAAUAUGCCGGAUUCAGCACGUGCUACCGGAGAGAGGCUGGUUCUCAUGGUCGUGAUGCUUGGGGUAUCUUCCGUGUCCACCAGUUCGAGAAGGUGGAGCAGUUCGUGCUCACGGAUCCCGAGAAGUCUUGGGAGAUGUUUGAGGAGAUGUUCACCACUUCCGAAGGGUUCUACAAAUCACUCGGUCUCCCGUAUCAGGUAGUCGCCAUCGUCUCGGGGGCCUUAAACAAUGCAGCGGCUAAGAAGUUUGACCUGGAGGCGUGGUUCCCAUUCCAAGGAGAGUACAAAGAGCUUGUGUCGUGUUCCAACUGCACAGACUACCAGUCCCGCGCCCUCGAGAUUCGGUUCGGACAGAAGACACAGACGGAUGCCAGAAAGAAAUACGUUCAUUGCCUGAACUCAACGCUGUGUGCCACGGAGAGAGCGUUGUGCUGUGUCCUUGAGAACUACCAAACUGAAGAUGGUCUCCGAGUUCCCGAACCGUUGCGGAAGUAUAUUCCAGGCGCCCCCGACUUCAUCCCUUUCACCAAGGAACUACCCAAGGAUACAACUUCGGCGAAGGCCAAGGGCAAGGGAGACAAGGGAGUUAAGCAAAAGGCAGCUGCCGCAGGAGCUGCUGUGGCGGAAGCUGGGGAGAAGUUAAAAGAUUUGGCUGUAUAACUGACUAACCUAGGUUAGAUUAUAGGGCAAGUCAGAUAUCAAUUAAAGAAUCACAUACUUUGCCCAUAUAAGAGGCUAGGGACAUGAGGAUGAUGCCAGGAAUAUACUUGAUUGCUUUCUACACAAUGAUACUCGAUGAACGUGUUGUCAUGGGGUUAGGUAGAGAUGGUAUCCGCAUUCUUAUUCUUCUUUGGCAAUGUCGGGAGGGUAGUAGCAAUUACUAAGUAUGUAUCUUGAAGCUACAUAUGAGAACUUGAGAAGUCGAGAAACUUUAAUUGUGAGGCUUUCGCGCUUGGGCGGUUUUGGAAUGCUGCAUUAUGUAUCCGUAAGAUAAAUAUGGGUGGACCUGUAUAUUAAAAGGAUAAGAUCUAAAGAUCAGACCUUGUUACUGAAAUAUUCUUAAAUAUAUAACCAUAAUGCUUCGC
Hypoxylon fragiforme is the source of this 2247-nucleotide messenger RNA. Its product is annotated as seryl-tRNA synthetase. NCBI's taxonomy places the organism in Eukaryota, Fungi, Ascomycota, Sordariomycetes, Xylariales, Hypoxylaceae. Gene Ontology annotation, molecular function: ATP binding; serine-tRNA ligase activity; tRNA binding. Gene Ontology annotation, cellular component: cytosol. The transcript has 5 exons. The record is from RefSeq and is a predicted model, not a curated record. Bases 380 to 1822 code for a protein of 480 amino acids. Gene Ontology annotation, biological process: seryl-tRNA aminoacylation.